UGCGGAGGCCUCCAGGUUCGCUAGGGACGCGGCCUACUACCCCCAUCCAGAACAAGGCAUCCACCCCGCGGUCGCCAUGGAGGACCUCUCGCGUCUCCUCGAAUACUCCGGUUCUCCCGAGCUCGCGCAGGCAUCCGCGGCCGCGGUCGACAUCUUGUCUGACGUGAUGUCCGACAGUCGGCAUGCCGCCGUGCGCAGGCUCGACGCCGCUGGGCGCGUCAGCGAGGAGGAUUUGAUUGACUGGUGGAGGUGAUCAAUCAGCAUCUGCUCUAUCGGCCUCAUGUGCGGCCCCUUCUACGCCAUGAAUACCGGCACCUGGCCGGCAAUCCCCCCGCCCCGCGCCGCCGAUGCAAGACGCGAUCAUCAGGCCGCUCAUAGUGGGGGAUCUCUGGGAUUCCAACACUGCAUGCGCCAACGCGCAGGACAUGGGGCAGAAUUUUCCUCGCGGCGCCAUCAUGACGUGGCAGGGCUACGGCCGCUGCGUGCAGGCGCCGGCAAAUGCCGCGCAGGUCGCAGAGAACGUCGAGAAGAAGUCGCGGCGCGGCGGGGAGGUCCAGUUCGCGGAGGAGGGAAGCGAAUUCAUGUGCAUGCAGAAGGCGUGGGACUAUUUGGACACGGGCAAGCUCCCAAAGAAGAGGCUACCUGUGCCCGUUUUUUGGCCCAGUCCCACUGGGCCCCGACGCAGUGACCAGAGCCGUGGCGGCCUUGUAGGGUGCUGUUGGCGAGGGUCUCGGGGGUUCUUACCUCAAGCCUCGUGCUAGCAUAGCAAAGCCGAUGAGUCUGUCUGCUCGCGACCUGCUUGCAGAACCGCGUGGUUCUGGUUCAGAGCCAGCUUUUUUGGUGCGGCGUUGUUUCCAGCAGUCUCCGGACCCCCGUCUAAUGCACGCGGCGGAGUGCCGCUUGCGACCUGGCCGCUGUGGUACGCUUUUGCUUUAUCUCCUGGCACGCGCGGCUGCCCUGGUGGCUCGCGCCGGCGGCCGUCUUAGUCGGCCAGCCGCAGGGCCGUGAUGACCAUGGGUUGCGUGUUCUCCUUGCCCCAGAUGCUGUGUGGCGCCGAUGCGGCCCCAUCAGCCAGACUACUGCUGCUGUACUUCGCUUUGCCUUUGCGACGGGACG
Messenger RNA from Prorocentrum cordatum, 1116 nucleotides. Lineage: Eukaryota; Dinophyceae; Prorocentrales; Prorocentraceae. The record is from the annotation of a GenBank genome assembly.